Molecule: messenger RNA, 888 nt
Organism: Talaromyces marneffei
Lineage: Eukaryota; Fungi; Ascomycota; Eurotiomycetes; Eurotiales; Trichocomaceae
Exons: 1
Coding region: 1-888 (295 amino acids)
Source: RefSeq, a predicted model, not a curated record
AUGUCCUCAAACCUGGCAAUGCAACAAAUAGAUUUGCCUGCGGCCGAAGAAUUUGGGAUUGAAGCUAUUCUACAUGCAAUUGAACCCGAUAUCCGCAGUACGUUAGACUCUAUUGCGGAGAUAUGCGGCAGGAGCAAAUUGAGUCUUGCCAAUGAGUAUGGAAGUCAUAUCGCUCCGUUUGGCGAAGUCAAUGCUCCUUCGGGUAAUCUACUAGCUAUCCAAGAAACGGCCGCAGAUAGUGUGGAAAGAUCGGCGGAUGCGGAUGGUCAUAUUAUCAUUGUUGAUGAUGAUAAUGAUAUAUAUGGGUCACCGUUGGGCUUGUUCGACGAUCUGCGGCUGACGGCUUUGGCAACUGGUUAUCAACAAACUUCACGUGGACAACAUGAGGAUAAUCGCACUAGAGAUACGAGGCAUGAAAGGAACUCUAGGAAUGGGAAACAUACUCCGGCCGCACUAACAGCAAGAAUGAAUGAAUUUGCCGCUACUUCACAAUCAGAUAGCACGGCACUACUAGGAAAUACGCCGUCUAAAACCAAGACCACCAAGCCAUCAAAAAUAACAUCUCCGGCUUUACUGUCUGAGACUCACCUCGAUGCCCAAGGGAACAGAUCUUCCUGGCCAUCAGUGCCACCAGACACACCGAAUCGUUCCCCGGUACUUCGCGCAUCACCAUUUGUGGGAUCGGUCGGUCAGACCCAAAACACUAUGGCUGAUAAGAUUUCUUUCUUGGCCGAAGUACAAGAUUGGCUGAAUUGGUUGAAGAAUAUCGUGCAGCGAGAGACCGCAAAUCAGCAGGCGUUCUACUCGCACUCGCAUUCAGCAGAGAGCUCUCUGCGUGCAUUACUUGUCAGGGAUCAGGAUCAUGCUGUCGCUGUUCCCACGGCCUAA